CAAUCUUGAUUAGGUUUAGGUUAUUGUCAGAUCAGAUUGUCACUUUGUUGUAGACGUUGUCUUGUCAACAUCAAAUCAAAUAAGCUAAUUACUCAGUAUUUAUUUCGUGACCAUGACUGCAAGAUCGAGUUUUAAGUUGGAACAGUUACUUAAUUGAGUUUUUUCUAAGGCUUUUGGUUUUAAAGGACAGGUUAGGGCCUACCCUUGUUUUAAAAACACCUAUGUUAUUUAGUAGUUUUAUAUUUUAACUGAAUGUUUAUGUCUUAGUUACGAAGUACAUUAGCUUAAAUCAUUACUUUUCAGUUCUUCCUCAGGAAUCUUGAAUAGACCUUAAAGGAUCUAUUCUAUAAUUUGUUGAUAUAAGUGUAAUGGUACAUCUCAACGAAAACGGAUUGACAAUGGAGAGACCAAUGUUUCCACCAGGCACUGCCACACUUCUUGAUGAGUUAGACAAAAAGCUUAUGGUGCUCCUAAGAGAUGGAAGGACAUUAAUUGGUUAUCUACGCAGUGUUGAUCAAUUUGCGAACUUGGUACUUCACAGAACCAUUGAAAGGAUCCAUGUCGGUAAAGAAUAUGGAGAUAUACCAAGAGGAGUUUUUAUAAUUAGAGGGGAAAAUGUUGUUCUUCUUGGUGAAAUUGACAGUGAGAAGGAGGCCAAUUUGCCUCUCGUAGAAGUUUCUGUUGAUGACAUUCUAGAUGCCCAGCGGCGAGAGCAAGAAGCCAAACAAGAGCACGACAAGUUAUUGGCUAAGUCUCUGAAAGAACGAGGACUUAGAUUAAUACCUGAUCUAAGCCAUGAUGACAUGUUUUAGUAUAUUUUGUUUAUAACAUUUCGUAAGCAAUGUGUACUCUUCUUUUAAACUACUGUAAUUUCAUUCUAGUGCAUCCCACAAUGGUAAUUUUAUUUUUAUUUUUAUUGUAUGGUUGAUUGUAUGGUUGGUAAUUAUAUAGUCAU
Molecule: messenger RNA, 955 nt
Organism: Macrosteles quadrilineatus (aster leafhopper)
Lineage: Eukaryota; Metazoa; Arthropoda; Insecta; Hemiptera; Cicadellidae
Product: U6 snRNA-associated Sm-like protein LSm1
Exons: 4
Coding region: 369-812 (147 amino acids)
Biological process (GO): deadenylation-dependent decapping of nuclear-transcribed mRNA
Cellular component (GO): P-body; Lsm1-7-Pat1 complex
Molecular function (GO): RNA cap binding
Source: RefSeq, a predicted model, not a curated record